This is a messenger RNA of Trichoderma atroviride IMI 206040, 2023 nucleotides long. RefSeq lists its product as uncharacterized. Gene Ontology annotation, biological process: protein phosphorylation. Gene Ontology annotation, molecular function: protein kinase activity; ATP binding. NCBI's taxonomy places the organism in Eukaryota, Fungi, Ascomycota, Sordariomycetes, Hypocreales, Hypocreaceae. The record is from RefSeq and is a predicted model, not a curated record.
AUGAACUCUCCAGCCCCCAUUCUUCGUCCUGCCAUUCCAGGAAACCGGGGCCGUGCGGCGCCCAGAUUGGGGCUGGCCAUCCCCCCCUCACCAAACGUCAAGCCUGUGGGCAACCAGGCUGUUCAACCGCCUGCUAGGCCCCCCCUACCGACUCUGCACCUGGCAACGCCCAUGGGCAGCCAAUCCACGCCAUAUGAACAGCCUCCGAGGUCGCAGGGCAUCCAGCCCGGACAGUCUGCUGGCGGCGGCAGCGAGAGCAGUGCAGCUCAUUCAAGGUCGGGCAGCUUUGGCCCUCUUGAUGGCCGAGCAAGCAACCCCACGUCUGCGGGCUCUCAAUUUUCGGCCCUUUCAUUUGCUUCGCAGUUUGGCAUCCCUGUAACACGGCCCCAAGGAACCCCAGACCCUGUAUCGGCUGUCGGCUCCAUGUACUCAGAGCGAAGUGAGGGAGGAGUUUCCAUGGAGAGAGAUGGAAGUUUGCAGGGCCUGGAGGGCUUUGACCGACUGAGCGUCGAGAAAGCGAGGAAUGCCGACGUCGAAGAUUUAGAUGACGAGGGGUGGAGGAUUGCCAGCUUGGAAAAGCGAAUUGUUGAGCUGGGCAAUCUUGGUGAGGGCGCUGGAGGAGCCGUUACCAAGGCCAUGCUUAAAGGCGGCAAGACCAUCUUCGCUCUCAAGAUUAUUACCACAAAUCCUGAUCCUGAUGUUAAGAAGCAGAUUGUUCGAGAAUUGGGUUUCAACAAAGAAUGCGCUUCUGACCACAUUUGUCGCUACUACGGAGCAUUCGUUGACCCCUCCACAGCCACCAUUUCUAUUGCAAUGGAAUUCUGCGAAGGUGGCUCAUUAGAUAGCAUCUACAAAGAGGUCAAGAGACUGGGCGGCCGUACCGGUGAAAAGGUACUAGGAAAGAUUGCCGAGGGCGUUUUGGGUGGCCUUACUUACCUCCACACCCGACGCAUUAUCCACAGAGACAUUAAGCCUUCCAACAUCCUGCUGUGCCGUGACGGCGCGGUGAAGCUGUGCGAUUUUGGUGUCUCUGGAGAUUUUGGGACCAAGGGCGAGGCCAACACGUUCAUCGGCACCAGUUACUACAUGGCGCCAGAACGAAUUACUGGCCAGUCAUAUACCAUUACAUCUGAUGUAUGGUCCACAGGAGUUACGCUGCUUGAAGUAGCGCAACAUCGGUUCCCCUUCCCUGCAGAUGGCACAGAGAUGCAGCCUCGUGCAGGGUUGAUUGAUCUGCUCACAUACAUUGUGAGGCAACCCGUGCCAACCCUCAAGGACGAGCCCGUCAACGAUGUAUACUGGAGUGACAACUUUAAAUACUUUAUUGAAUGCUGUCUGGAGAAGCAGCCCAAUCGCAGAGCUAGCCCGUGGAAGAUGCUGGAGCACCCGUGGAUGAUCGAGAUGCGUUCCAAGAGGGUAAACAUGGUGAAAUACCUUUCCUUCGUAUGGGGCUGGGACGAAAAGCAGGUCUCCAGCUCUCGAUAGAAGACAUUGCCAUUGCUCAUCUACUAAAUCUAACGCACAUGUCUGAAAAUACUACACACCCUUCAUUGCUGUCGGACCAGCAGGCUGGCCUCGCCGCGCAGCGUAUAUCUUACCGGGGGGAGGAGCAAAUAAAUGAGAAAAAAGAUAUCUUAAGCAUGCGACCUAAUCAGACCAUUUGACGAUAUAUCGGGCUUACUAUGGUCAUGAAGAGAGGGGAAAUUGGUGGGUAGCACCGGGUUUUUUUAUUGCAUACUUCAGAAAGCGAGUAUCAAAGCAUUUCACUAUAUGAGAAAAGAUGAGGUGGUUUGUCCAUGCUGCAUUGAAGAUCUGCCAAGGGGAAAAAAAGGGCAUCUCUCAGCUUAUACUUGGAUAUCAAAGCGCUUGCACAUAGCGAUUCUUCAUGUCUUUUUUAUAUUUCUUUUUAUUCAAAUUUGUCAUCAACAUGGCGUGUAUACAAAGGAUCAUGUUUAGUUGUCCUAACUACCUUAUAUAAGAAAAGAAUUUCCAAAAAAAAAACAAAAAAAACAAAUAUGAAAUC